Molecule: messenger RNA, 2470 nt
Organism: Diospyros lotus (date-plum)
Lineage: Eukaryota; Viridiplantae; Streptophyta; Magnoliopsida; Ericales; Ebenaceae
Product: silicon efflux transporter LSI2
Exons: 6
Coding region: 677-2323 (548 amino acids)
Biological process (GO): transmembrane transport
Cellular component (GO): membrane
Source: RefSeq, a predicted model, not a curated record
GCGAAAUCGUCUGUUUCCGGGAAAAGAAUCGUCCUGUUCCGGUGGGGUCGUCCAGAUGAGCGCCGUACGCAACACCGUGGAGACCGUGAACGCGGCGGCGACGGCGAUAGUUUCUGCUGAGACUCGAGUCCAGCCUACGACAGCCCAGCUCAGGAAUUGAUUCCAUACAAUCCUUCUCUCAUAUGAUGUAAUACUGAUUUUUGGCGGUGGACACCCAUCCAGAGCUCGUCCCAAGUUCCGGGACCACUUGACAGGGACUUGGUUGGUUGUCAUUCUGGGAGAUGACUUAUUCUGGGAGAAGACUUGCUGGAGUGGAAGCAGCCAUAGCCUUGGCAAUACCCUUCUUUGUCCAUAUUAUAACCAGUGGUAUAAAUUUAUAAUCUGGCGGUGACAUGGGUUGAAAAGUUGUAAAGCUCAAAUCAGGUGUUGGUAGGAUCUGGGGAAAGCUUAAACUAUACCCAUUUUGCUUCUCUACUAUCCCUUUUUGGAUCCCAACUUUUUGCUUGCAGGUGUAAGUUUAAUUGGAUAGUAAUCUUUGGUUAAGGUAAUUCUUCUGUUCUGAAGAUUUGACACACGCCAGCUACGAAUCUCAAAAGAUUAAUAUGGUGAAUGGUUAAAUUUUUCAGCUUUAGGAUAGGUUUUUUCCUUUUGUUUUCUGGUUUACUGAGUUGCGAAGAUGGCCAUGGAUUCUACUGUGAAAGUGGUUCUUGGUUCUAUUGCUUUUGCAAUCUUCUGGGUGUUGGCCGUUUUCCCAGCCGUCCCCUUCCUGCCCAUUGGAAGGACUGCAGGGUCCCUUUUAGGAGCUAUGCUCAUGGUAAUUUUCCGAGUUAUAACACCAGAUCAAGCAUAUGCCGCCAUUGAUCUUCCAAUCCUUGGCCUUCUCUUUGGGACGAUGGUUGUUAGUGUGUAUCUUGAAAGAGCAGACAUGUUUUUGUACUUGGGGAAAUUGCUCUCGUGGAAGUGCAGAGGGCCAAAGGACUUGCUUUGUCGAAUCAGCUUGAUUUCUGCCAUUUCCAGUGCUUUUUUCACUAAUGAUACAUCCUGUGUCAUAUUGACCGAGUUCGUUCUGAAAAUAGCAAGGCAGCAGAAUCUCCCACCUCAUCCCUUUCUACUAGCCCUUGCCACAAGUGCAAAUAUUGGGUCUUCGGCAACUCCAAUUGGCAACCCGCAAAACCUGGUGAUAGCUGUACAGAGUAAGAUUUCUUUUGGAAGGUUCCUAGUUGGAAUUCUUCCAGCUAUGCUAGUGGGAAUUUGUGUGAAUUCUUUAGUUCUUCUAGGCAUGUACUGGAAGUUGUUAUCUGUUCAGAAGGACGUAGAAGAUGCAGCCACAGAAGUGGUUCCCGAGGAAGAUGUGGUCUCACAUCGCUUUUCGCCUGCAACAAUGUCACAUCUGACAUCCUUGAGUUCUGAAGAAUUGAAUUCUAUUGUAGAAUCCAGGAAUCCCUUCAGUUCUCCAAAUGGGAAUCAAAAUACAGGUCAUGCUCAGUCUCUUAGGAAUCGAACAAAUUAUGGUGAGAACGAAAUCAAGAAGGCCUCUAGUGGGGAGUUUGAAUCUGGGAGGGAUUCGAGUGCGUCAAAAGAGGCUUCGAAUGAAGGAUUUUCAGAAAAAAAGGAUGAACCUGCCAUUUCAAGGAGGUUUCCAUCCGUGAAUGAAUUGACAAAUAUUACGAACUCUGUGCAAUCUCCCGAAGAAAAGGAAGACGCGACUUCAAGACGGAAAAGGGUCCUAUGGAAGACUUGUGUUUACCUUGUUACCCUUGGGAUGCUGAUUUCCUUACUUAUGGGGCUGAAUAUGUCAUGGUCUGCAAUUACUGCUGCACUGGCUCUAGUGGUUCUCGAUUUUAAGGAUGCUCGGCCAUCCUUAGAAAAGGUAUCUUAUUCGCUCCUGAUCUUCUUCUGCGGGAUGUUCAUCACAGUUGAUGGAUUUAACAAAACAGGAGUUCCCAGCAACCUAUGGGAAUUCGUGGAGCCUUAUGCACAGAUUAAUCGCCUUGGUGGUGUUGCAGUUCUUGCUGCUGUCAUUCUCGUUCUCUCCAACCUGGCUUCAAAUGUACCCACCGUUUUAUUGCUUGGAGCGCGAGUGGCUGCAUCUGCAGCUGCAAUAUCCCCGGCGUAUGAGAAGAAAGCAUGGCUUAUAUUAGCUUGGGUCAGUACUGUUGCUGGGAACCUCUCUCUACUGGGAUCGGCUGCCAACUUGAUAGUAUGCGAGCAGGCUCGUCGAGCUCCUCUUUUAGGAUACAAUUUAUCUUUCUGGAAACAUCUCAAGUUUGGAGUCCCUUCUACUCUUAUAGUCACUGCCAUUGGCUUGUUCCUGAUAAAUUGAUAGGUAACUGCAUUUUUUCAGCAUAUCACCAUGUAAAAUUUUGCAGAUUAACUGUUCUGUUUCUUAGGGGUUUGAAGGAAAAUAGGUAUCUUGUUUAUUAUCUUUGCAUUUACUUCACAAUGUAAAGGCAUUUAUGGUUGCUGUUAA